This is a messenger RNA of Rhinichthys klamathensis goyatoka, 1795 nucleotides long. RefSeq names its product von Willebrand factor A domain containing 1 (gene vwa1). The record is from RefSeq and is a predicted model, not a curated record. Bases 257 to 1771 code for a protein of 504 amino acids. The transcript has 5 exons. Lineage: Eukaryota; Metazoa; Chordata; Actinopteri; Cypriniformes; Leuciscidae. Gene Ontology annotation, molecular function: protein binding.
UUUGAUCCAAACAGAGCAGUGUAUGGCAAAAAGUGUCGUGUUUAUAUCUCGAUCUCGACGCGUAGAAUGUAGAAUAGUCGCGCAGGUGCUUCAGCUGCACAUUUUAUUGCAGUUCUGGUGACUGCCUGCAUUGAAUGAGACUUUUAAAGUGAACUGUGCGGAUUUUAGAAAUAUACAUCGAAUAGAAAUUGUGGUGGGCAAUGUAGACGCGUUAAAACGUGCAGAAUUGACUAUAAUUUUGACAUAAAAGUCAACCAUGGAGGUCAGAAAAGCGCUCACGUGUGUUUUGAUCAGCGUGUUUCUGUGGGCUGGUGACGCUCAGGACUCGGUACCUGAUUCAGUUUUGAACUGCUGCGAGGGCGAUGUCCUGUUUCUCCUGGACUCCUCUGGUAGCGUGUCCUCCUACGAGUUCUCCCGUAUGGUGGACUUUCUGUCAGAGCUCCUGCUGCCGUUCUCGCUGGGGCCGGAUCAGGUGAGGGUGGGACUGCUGCAGGUCGGGACAGAGCCCCAUCUGGAGUUCGGCUUUGACGCCCACAGCUCCCAGCAAGGCCUGCAGGCGGCCCUGGAGAGGACUAAACAGCUGAAGGGCGACACCAACACGGUGGAUGCUCUUCUGGUGGCUAGGAACCAGGUUUUGAAACAGGGUGUCCCGGGAGGUGCCAGACCGGACCUUCCCAGGGUUCUGGUUUGGCUCACGGAUGGAGUGGAUCCCGGCGAUGUACGGGAACCAAUGGCGAGGCUGCGAGAAGAAGGGGUGCCUGUACUGGUGGUUUCCACUGGUCACGGGAACUACCAGGUGCUGAGAGAGGUCGCAAGUCCACCCACAGAGGAGCACCUGUUCUUUGUGGACAUUGACGAUAUCAACAUCAUCAGCGAAGACUUGAGGAACGCAAUUAUUGAGAUUAUCCGGGCCGAGAGGCUGCAGGUGAAGUCAGUCACUGCCACUUCAGCUCAGUUGGAGUGGAGGCCUGUGUUGGCUGGUACUGGCUACUAUGAUAUCCAGUUUGGUCCCAUCCGAACAGGGCAGACCGGAGGAAGUGGAGGUCCGGGCACCAGUCCCGGCACUGGUUCGGGUCCGUUUCAGAGGAUCACCCGGCCUGGAGACACCAGCUCGGCUCAGCUGAUCGGCCUGCGUCCUGACACCACAUACACAGUCACACUCACACCGAAGGCCAACCUGGAGUUCCUGAACUCGCUUCACGCCACCUUUACUACACAGACAGUGAAUCCUCCUCAGCCAGAGGUGCAGACUCUCUCCACAGUGAGUGUGUCGGAGUCGAGCAGCAGGAGUGUGCGUGUGAGCUGGGCUCCACUGCUCCCUCACCUCAUACAGGACUAUCAGGUGGAGUAUUCAGCUCUUCCUUCAGGGCCGCUCCGGGUCACCAGCGUCAGUAACAGGCAGAACUCCACCGUCCUGACGGACCUCCAACCCGACACACAGUACCUGCUCACCGUGAGCGCGAGGCAGUCCAACGGCAAAGAGAGAGCCAUGUCGGUUAAAGCCUGUACACAGGAGGUGUUGCCGGCUCUCUCGGAUCUGCAGCUAACCACAGUGGGCAAUGAGUCAGUGCAGCUCCGGUGGAAGGGGAGUUUCGACGGCCUGCGCGGUUACUGGGUCACAUGGGAGCGAGGUCAGAGCCAGCGCUCCACCCUGUAUUUACCACCCAACCGGCUGUCCACCACCCUCACCCACGUGCCCUCCAGAGCCCGCGUCUGCGUCUCCCCGGUGUUCCGGACGGCCCGCGGGGAGGGGCUCUGCUGCACUGCGUGAAGGCCUCCGGUGAGACGCCUGUCU